CUGCAAGCGGCUACGCUAAGAGCAUUACUCGGGAAUAAAGGCUUCAUUCUCGACACCCGCCCUCGUAUUCGGUUUUACUUUCUUCAUCGAAAUUAGUAAAACUCAAUUUGGCUCUUGCACUCGAGCGCACUGCCCCGAGUCAUAAUGUCGCACCUUCCCGAUGCCGGCCUUAAUGUCUCACGGUCACGAGGACGCUGGCGCGUUUACAUCUCAGAUUCUGGAGCUAUGGCUUCAGUUUCCUCGCCCGCUCAAGGACAUGGCCGAGCAGCUAGAGAGAAGGCGGGCGCGGCCCUAGCGGCCGCGCUUUCCGCUGAAAACAGGGCCAGGCCGAGCUGGCGCCGGUCGCGCGGGUCGACCCGCGCAAAACGUACGGGGCCGGCGCCUGUUUUCCCGGCCCGUAUCUGGCCAGCCUGCCCCGCCGCUCUUCGAAUGGCGCGCGGGAGGGCCCCGCGCUCCACCGUCUGCCCGGGGGCUCGGGCACACCAGGAAGUCCCACAGCGUGCAAGCGCUUGCCGCAAUUCUCGGGCAGAUGGUCUCGUCGGCGGCGCAGCGUGAAGCGCCUUCCGCACUCCCACCGGGGAGACGUCGGCGCUGCGGCUGCGCGCUCUAUUUACCGAGGCACGCGACAGCCCCAGCUGUUCUGCCGCGCGUGGGGAGCGUUAUAUGCGCCGCGGACGAGUCCUGCUCGAACUUCAGUUAGUGUUAGC
This is a messenger RNA of Amoebophrya sp. A120, 707 nucleotides long. The record is from the annotation of a GenBank genome assembly. Lineage: Eukaryota; Dinophyceae; Syndiniales; Amoebophryaceae.